Molecule: messenger RNA, 4121 nt
Organism: Pocillopora damicornis (cauliflower coral)
Lineage: Eukaryota; Metazoa; Cnidaria; Anthozoa; Scleractinia; Pocilloporidae
Product: DNA repair protein RAD50-like
Biological process (GO): chromosome organization involved in meiotic cell cycle; telomere maintenance via recombination; telomere maintenance via telomerase
Cellular component (GO): nucleus; condensed nuclear chromosome; Mre11 complex
Molecular function (GO): single-stranded telomeric DNA binding; double-stranded telomeric DNA binding; ATP hydrolysis activity
Source: RefSeq, a predicted model, not a curated record
CUGCUGGUAGAUAGCUAGGUGUGGCUCUACACUCAUACCUCUGGUCUUGCGCAAAUCACCUCUAGGCAAGAUGUCAUCAUUAGAGAAGAUGAAGAUUCAGGGAAUCCGUAGUUAUUCCCACAUGGAACCCAGUGUUAUCGAGUUUCAGAAGCCACUAACUUUGAUUGUUGGACCUAAUGGAGCAGGGAAGACGUCUGUUAUUGAAUGCCUGAAUUACAUGGCCACAGGGGACAUGCCUCCUGGCAGCAAACAAAGUUUAUUUGUGCAUGACCCCAAGGUUGCAGGUGAACAAGAAGUACGUGGGCAAAUAAAACUGAAAUUCAGGGACGUCACUGGUAGUCCUAUUGUUGUAACCCGUACAUUGGUUUCACUGCAAAAAGGUAAAAAGAUUGAAACAAAAACUUUAGAGGGAAAUGUCAUGAGGGAGGUCCAUGGAGAGAGACGGAGUUUGAGCUCAAAGUGUGCUGAUAUCAACAGAGAGAUGAUUUCAUUUCUUGGAGUAUCUAAAGCAGUGUUGGAUAAUGUGAUUUUUUGCCAUCAAGAGGAAUCUAACUGGCCGCUUAGUGAAGGAAAAGUGCUCAAACAAAAAUUUGAUGAAAUCUUUGCUGCCACACGAUACAUAAAAGCUUUGGAGGCAAUUCGCAAAUUUCAAAAAGAACAGGUUCAAACUGUGAGAGAGUAUUCUAUAGAACUGGCUCAUUUAAAAGCAAACAAAGACAAAGCAGUUCAGAUAGAGGGUGAGAUGAAUGAAAGCAAAGGAAAGAUUGUAGCCACUAAAGAUACGGUCAAUGGGCUGAAUGCAAAACUUGAACCAGUGGAGAUGAGGUUAGCUGAACUGGCAGGAAUUGCUGAUGACGUGUUUGAAUUAGAGAAAAAAGUUGAGUCUUUGUUGACAGAAAAGAAGCAGCUGUCAAAAGUAGAGAUAGACUUGAAAGACAAGAUCAAUUAUCCUUUUGAUGGUUCUGUGGAAGAAUUACACAAGUUCCUUUCUGAAUUUCAAAGUAGAGUCUUGGAGAAGGAAAAAAUCUUACAGGAGAGUGAAGGCAAACUACAGAAAUUGUUCAAAGAUCAGCAAAAGCUUAAUGAGGAACGAAACAAGUUGUUGUUGGACCAUGGAAAACUUGAACAGGAAGCAAAGAGGCACGAGGAGAAUCUAAUCGAAAGAAAUCAGAUUAUUGUAAAGAUUGCUGAGGAUUAUGGCUUUAAAGGUUAUGAAGAAGGCCCUUUUUCGGAGGACAGAGUAGAUCAGUUCAUUGGUGAAAUGAAGAGGAAAUUCCAAGAUAUUGUUGAAAACGCAAAACGUCAAAAACAAGUAUUUGAGGAGAAUUUGAACAAAGUACAAGCGAAGCUUGAUGAUGUGAAGAAAAGUCAAGCUCAGUGCGAGGAAACUAUUCGACUCAAGACCAAACUCAUGAGAGAAAAUCAACAGAAGCUGAGACAAAUCGGCCAGGAAUUGAGUAACGUAGACGCUUCAGCCAACAGACUAAAGACAUUGGAGGAGGAACUACAGAGGGCGGAAAGGGAUCUUCAAGAUGCUCAAAAGAGUGGUAACGUAGAUGACUUGGGUAAAGACAUUGAUAAACUUCAGACUGAAAAGCGUAAGGUUGAUAAUGAACUGCGCCAGUUACGGGAAGAACAGCAGGCUAUGCACAUGCAGUCUACCACGCAGGCUAAACUGGACAUGCUCUCCAAGGAGAAAAACAACAAAGAGGAUGCUAUACAAAAAAUCAUGGAUCGCCACGAAGAAGACCUGAAAUCGACGUUUGGUGGACGGGGCACAUCAGAGAGCCUUUACACGAGACUACAAGAACACCUGAGAAAAAAAGAGAGAGAAUUAAAAGACUCCAGAAAUAAUCUACAGAAACUGAAACAACAGCUUUCUUCGACACAAACGCAUAAAAGGAUGAUUUUAGAAAACCUACAAGACAAAGAGAAAGAAGCACAGCGGCACAAAAAGCAAAUUUCUGAGGUCUGUGGGGAAAAUGAUUACAACACCACAAGGGAAACCAUCAAGGACAGAAUUGCAAAUCUACAAGAUGAACGAGGAAUCAUCGGCUCAUUGGAGAAAAUCUACUCCAAGUAUGUUUCUAAACUGGAUAGUGAAGAUGUCCACUCAAGUGGCUGUCCUCUGUGUCAUAGAACCUUUGAUAGUGACAGGCAGAUUACUGCUCUUGUUUCAGAGUUGAGAAAUAAGAUUCGAGAUCUCCCCGAGAGAAGAGAGUCGAUGGAAAGAGAGCUCGACCAAGAGCAAAAACGCUUUCAUCGCGUCAUUGAGCUGGCCCCAGCAAAAGAAACUCUGGAAAAACUGGAAAACAACCGAAUUCCUGAGGCCAAAUCUAAACUGGAAGAGAUCGCAAGUGAGAUACAAAGAAUCGAGGAUAAGAUAACGGAGCUUGAAGAUGUUCAGAGUUUGACCGAAAGCGAGGCGCAGAGUGCUCGAGAUAUGGAACCAGACAUUCGUAUGUUGGACAAAUACAAGUCAGAGCUGAAGGAAAUGGACAAGAAUAUAUCUUUGCUGCAGUCUAAACUCCGUGGAGUUGCGCCAGGUAGAACCAUGCAGUCAGUUUCAAAUGAAAUCACCGAUAGACAAGAUCGCUCUGACACGCUCAAUAACCACAUUGAUCGUAAAAGAACUCAGUUGAGCCAACUGCAGCGGCAGCUAAGUGACUUGGAGACUAAUGUGCACGAGCUCAAGUCACAAAAGCUUCGAUUGAAAGCUCAGUUGCAGACGAGAACUCACUUAGAACAACAAAAAGCCGAACUCACCGCAAACAACAAUGCCUUUGCAAGGGAAAUUAAGGAAGCCGAGGAAGAUUUAGCCCCUAUCGCGGAAAAACUUGAAGAACUGCAGGAGGAAAAACAACGAGUUGUGGGUCAGAAGGAGGCUUCAGAUGACGAAAAUCGCAAGAAGCUCCAAGAAAUAAGAACGAGAGGGGACAAAGUGCGGGAGAAAACUGCUGAAAUAAAAAGGUACGUGAGCGAUGGAGGCACAACGGCCUUACAGGAAAACGAGGCUCGUUUACGAGAAGUGGAAGGUAGAGCAGACAAACUGAAAUCGGAGAAAGAAGCUGUGUCUUCUGAAAUCGAUAAACUGAAGAACGACAUUUCCAAGCAACAGAUACGGGCCCGUGAACUUGAGGACAACAUUCAGUUGAAGAGUACCCAGGAAGAAAUUCAAAAUAUCGACAAGAAAAUGGCAGAUGUUUACAAAGAACUGCGUAAGUUUGGCGACCACCAGGACCUUGCUAGUGAGAGGCAAGAAUUGCAACAGCGAUCUGACGAUCUAAGGAAAGAGAAAGCGCACCACGAAGGGCGACUUACAGGUUACGAGGAUGACCUGAGGCGGUGCCAAAAGGAGUUGCGCAGUGACUUGUUUAAAAAUGCUGAGGAGAAACACAGACAAAAAGUCAUCGCUAUGAAGACCACUGAAAUGGCAAAUGAUGACCUUGGAAAGUACUAUAAGGCUCUUGACAGGGCCAUUAUGCGAUAUCACGGAAUUAAAAUGGCUGAGAUCAACAAAAUUAUCAAAGAGUAUUGGAUCAACACAUACAAGGGGAAUGAUAUCGAUACAAUUGAAAUUCGUGCAGACGAGGAAGAAGGAAGUGGAGCGAUUAAAGCACGACGGACGUAUAACUACAGGGUGGUUAUGGUUAAAGGAGACACAGUACUGGACAUGAGAGGACGCUGUAGCGCUGGACAGAAGGUUCUGGCAUCGUUGAUAAUCAGAUUAGCUCUAGCAGAAACAUUUUGUCUGAACUGCGGUAUUUUAACUCUCGACGAACCGACUACAAAUUUGGAUGAAGAUAACAUAGAGAGUCUUGCGAACCAAUUAGCAGCCGUCAUCAGAACCAGACAUCUGCAGAGAAACUUUCAACUUGUGAUCAUCACCCAUGAUGAAGAGUUUGUGGAAAAUCUUGGGAGAAGCGAUUUUGUAGACUACUACUUUAGGAUAUACAAGGACGAAAAUGGUUUCUCGAAGAUAGUGAAACAGAGUGUGGCUGCUCUGAACAGGGAGGAAUCUUUCCAGUAGAUUUCUUGUACUAAAAGGAAGUUACUUGUCAAGGCUCUCCACUGACGAUAACUUGAUGUUUUGCGUUAAUAUUGUACAAUAUUUAAGGAUA